Molecule: messenger RNA, 270 nt
Organism: Trichobilharzia regenti
Lineage: Eukaryota; Metazoa; Platyhelminthes; Trematoda; Strigeidida; Schistosomatidae
Source: the annotation of a GenBank genome assembly
AUGGUCUGUGAUACGACUGGCAUUCUCACUGUUAUUCUGCGAGUUUUUCGAUGCUGUUCGGCAGUAUCAUUUAAUACAGGAGAAUCUGGAAGGCAAGAGAAGUUAUCAACACAUUCAUUGAAAUAUAAUCUUCAAGGUCGCCGUGCAAUAUUUCUGAAGUACUUUUUGAAAUGGUUUCUCAACAAGUGUGGUUUUAUAGUAUCAUCAAAUUAUGUCAUCAAGUUCUCCCAAACCGCCCAAGUCUUCUACUCCCAGUGUUCCUCUGGAUGA